UGUUGAUGCAAGGGAUGAUGAAGAGAAGCAUUGGGUUGUGUAAGAGGCUUUGUGUCAGUAAGGUUUCUUCUUCGUGUUUCAGUACUUCAGCUGCAACUACUGAUAAUGAUAUUGCUGGUAGGCGUCAGCUUCCACCAUUUGAUUACAAGCCUAAGCCAUACGAAGGACCUUUGGCUGAUGAAGUUUUUGCCAAACGGAAGAAGUUCUUGGGUCCUUCGUUGUUCCACUAUUAUCAAAAACCUCUCAACAUUGUGGAGGGCAAGAUGCAAUAUCUAUUUGAUGAGAAUGGAAGGCGUUAUCUUGAUGCUUUUGCUGGUAUAGUUACUAUUUCUUGUGGACAUUGCCACCCUGAAGUUUUGAAUGCUACAAUGGAGCAAAGUAAACUCCUACAGCAUACAACAACCAUAUAUCUUCAUCAUGCAAUAACUGAUUUUGCAGAGGCCUUGGCAUCCAAAAUGCCUGGAAACCUUAAGGUUGUUUAUUUUGUGAAUUCUGGUUCAGAGGCAAAUGACUUAGCGAUGCUGAUGGCACGUUUAUACACUGGUAAUAUUGGUAUGAUUUCUUUGAGGAAUGGAUAUCAUGGGGGGAGUUCUAGUACAAUUGGGCUCACUGCUCUGAACACUUGGAAAUACCCAAUACCUGAGGGCGAAAUUCAUCAUGUCAUGAAUCCAGAUCCAUACCGAGGAAUCUUUGGUUCAGAUGCUAAAAGUUACACCAAAGACUUGCAAGACCAUAUUGACUAUGGAACUUCAGGAAAAGUUGCUGGAUUUAUAGCUGAAACAAUUCAGGGAGCUGGAGGAGCAGUUGAACUAGCACCCGGGUACCUAAAACUGGUCUAUGACAUUAUACAUAAUGCUGGUGGUGUUUGCAUUGCUGAUGAAGUUCAAUGUGGAUUUGGGCGCACAGGAAAUUAUUGGGGAUUUGAGACUCAAGGUGUCAUUCCUGACAUAGUUACCAUGGCUAAGGGUAUUGGCAAUGGUUUGCCACUAGCAGCUGUAGUUACAACUUCAGAAAUAGCAAGUGUGAUGGCCCAAAAGUAUCAAUUCAAUACUUUUGGUGGGAACCCUGUGUGUUGUGCUGGGGGAAUUGCAGUGCUCAGGGUUCUUGACAAGGAGAAGCGUCAAUCUCAUUGUGCUGAUGUUGGUUCUCACUUGAUUAAGCGUUUAAGAUCACUAAUGCAAGUACAUGACAUCAUUGGAGAUAUUAGAGGAAGAGGCUUAAUGGUGGGGAUAGAGUUUGUCACUGAUAGAAAAGAGAAGACACCUGCAAAGGCUGAAACCACGGUUUUGCAUGAAAGAUUUAGAGAGCUUGGUAUUCUAGUUGGGAAAGGAGGGCUGCAUGGAAAUGUUUUUAGGAUUAAGCCACCAAUGUGUUUCACCAAAGAAGAUGCAGAUUUUGUUGUGGAUGCCUUGGACUAUGCUUUAUCCAAGUUGUGAGAUUCUGCAUAGAAUCAAGAUGAUGAAUCUUGCUAGUUACUCGAGGAUCAUUGGACUACUUUGCUAUAAGGA
This is a messenger RNA of Abrus precatorius (Indian licorice), 1508 nucleotides long. RefSeq names its product alanine--glyoxylate aminotransferase 2 homolog 1, mitochondrial-like. Gene Ontology annotation, biological process: glyoxylate catabolic process. The transcript is spliced from 9 exons. Gene Ontology annotation, cellular component: mitochondrion. Lineage: Eukaryota; Viridiplantae; Streptophyta; Magnoliopsida; Fabales; Fabaceae. The coding region runs from base 6 to 1436 and encodes 476 amino acids. The record is from RefSeq and is a predicted model, not a curated record. Gene Ontology annotation, molecular function: L-alanine:glyoxylate transaminase activity; pyridoxal phosphate binding.